This is a messenger RNA of Stegastes partitus (bicolor damselfish), 1204 nucleotides long. Its product is annotated as tubulin alpha-1A chain-like. The record is from RefSeq and is a predicted model, not a curated record. Gene Ontology annotation, molecular function: GTP binding; structural constituent of cytoskeleton. Gene Ontology annotation, cellular component: microtubule. The coding region runs from base 1 to 786 and encodes 261 amino acids. The transcript has 3 exons. Gene Ontology annotation, biological process: microtubule-based process. Lineage: Eukaryota; Metazoa; Chordata; Actinopteri; Pomacentridae.
AUGUUAGCGUGUGGCUACCUGGUAAGAGUCAUAUAUUGUUUUGUUUUCCUCCAGCGUGAGUGUAUCUCCAUCCACGUUGGUCAGGCUGGAGUCCAGAUUGGCAACGCCUGCUGGGAGCUUUACUGCUUUGAACAUGGGAUCCAGCCGGAUGGACUGAUACCCAGUGACAAGACUGAAGGACGAGGGGAUGAUUCCUUCUGCACCUUCUUCAGCGAGACUGGAGCUGGAAAACACGUUCCCAGAGCUGUGUUUGUGGACCUGGAGCCCACUGUCAUCGAUGAGGUGCGCUCUGGACUCUACCGCCAGCUGUUCCAUCCUGAGCAGCUGAUCACUGGCAAAGAGGAUGCUGCCAACAAUUAUGCCCGUGGACACUACACCAUCGGCAAAGAGAUCAUUGAUCUGGUUCUGGACAGGAUCCGCAAACUGGCCACCAUCAAAACCAAGCGCACCAUCCAGUUUGUGGACUGGUGUCCCACUGGCUUCAAGGUUGGCAUCAACUACCAGCCGCCCACCGUGGUUCCUGGUGGAGACCUGGCCAAGGUCCAGAGGGCUGUGUGCUUGCUGAGCAACACCACUGCUAUUGCAGAGGCCUGGGCUCGCCUGGACCACAAGUUUGAUCUGAUGUUUGCUAAGCGUGCCUUUGUCCACUGGUAUGUCGGAGAGGGUAUGGAGGAGGGAGAGUUCUCUGAGGCCAGAGAGGACAUGGCAGCUCUGGAGAAGGAUUAUGAAGAGGUGGGAAUGGACAGUGUUGCGGGUGAGGGAGAGGAGGAAGGAGAGGAGUAUUAAAAGGGAUUUGAAGGCAUUUAUUAAGACAUUAAUCAGUUCCAAAUGUUCCUAAAUAUGUUCCAAAAAGACGUUUUCCUUGUUUGAGUAUUGAGAAAGUCAAACUGACAAUUUCAGUUUGUGAAAAAGAAGUUCAGAAGGACAUAAGUGCUUUUUUAAUAUAUUUUUAAUAUAUUGCAAGUUUUCUCCUAAAUAUGUUCCAAAAAGAGAUUUUUGUCCAUAAUUUGACUUGCUGUAGUGCUGAUACAGUCAAACCGACUGUUUCACUUCGUGAGGAAGUCAAGUGUUCAAAGUGAUACGAAGAGCUGAUCUAAAAUGUUCUCUUCAAUGUGUUAAAAAACUACAUUUUAUCUAUCAAAUGGGAAUUCUAUGAAAUAGAAAAUGUUUGGCUCAGUUUUAAAUAAAUUUCCUGUCAUAUGAA